Molecule: messenger RNA, 239 nt
Organism: Racocetra persica
Lineage: Eukaryota; Fungi; Glomeromycota; Glomeromycetes; Diversisporales; Gigasporaceae
Source: the annotation of a GenBank genome assembly
AUAUCAAUAAUGAAUCAUUCCUUUAUUUAAAUACCGAACAUACAUCAUUCCCUUCUUGGGUUAUAGAAAAUACAGAAAACGAUGAAAUAUCUUCUGAUAUUGAUGAUAGUGAAAAUGAUAGAAGUGAAUUUAUUUAUAAUAUGCAUGAUCUCAAAGAGGCUGUAUCCUUUAAAUUUAGGAAUGAAGAAAUAGAUGAUCUAGUAAAAUUCUCAAUAAAAAUAAAAAUUGAAGAAGACUUG